Messenger RNA from Amoebophrya sp. A25, 4857 nucleotides. The record is from the annotation of a GenBank genome assembly. NCBI's taxonomy places the organism in Eukaryota, Dinophyceae, Syndiniales, Amoebophryaceae.
CUAUCCGCUAUUCGCGCUUGUCUAUGGACUCGAGGACGUCGUGAACCUGAAACGAUGUCCGGUGAAAGCAGCAGUUUUCGUGUUGCUCAUAACUCGAACAAUUAAGGAACUACUCACUAAUCCGAGGAGACGCUGAUGCAACAAAUUAAUUAUCUUCUACCCCGUGAGUGGGUACAUCUUCUAUCUAUAUCUAUACUGCGCUUACAAAGAGUUCUAAGUAAGAAAGCGAACUAGUCCGAUGUCGUCUCUAUGUGCUUUCUAUAGGCGAAAUCAUUUCCAUUUUGGCGUUUCUAAGGUCUUCCGACAGUUUGGUGCUUUUGGCGCAGCAAAGGGACUUCUACGUCUUGCUGAGCGCUUAGUGAAAGGCGUAGCGCUGCGAAAGCUUUAUCCCUGGUUGAUCGCAUUGUCUUCCACCGACUUCUAUUCCCUUCUCGCAAGUCCGGUACAGCCAGCGGGUGUGAAUUACUUUUAUGAAUCAGGGAUAAAUGGUGUACUUGCUACUUCUAUGAAUAUUAAGCAGCCUUUGAUGUUGAGACGGGUUUGUUCUCUCUAACCUUCUAGGAAUUAAACCACCGUAGGUGACAUCAGAGAUCGCUGACAUCAACAUCGUAAAACGAUGAUGAGUCUGUUGUGGAUGCUCAUCUUCAUUCGUGCGAUCCGCCACCACCUGCUGAUGUACGGAGGGAAGUGAAUUGCUAUUACGAGGGUCCAGAGGUGUGGCGAUAUGGGACAACUAAGAGGUUUCGCGCAGUGGAUUGGGAGAAUCUGUAUUCACAGCCAGAGGUAACGGCACGCGCGAGCAACGCUGGUUCGCGCACUGCGGAAACUAUGGAAGACUUAAGACUUCGUUGCAUCACUUUAGAAGAAACGAACAGUUGUCCUUUUUUGUUUUACAAAGUGCGCAAAGAAGCUCGUCAAGGUACAGACGGGGUGAUAACCGAUGAAGCAGCACAAUGAGGGCAAAGAAUAGAAAGCUCUAAAACCAAACACUAGAAAGGAGGGCAUGGGAACUGAUGUUGGCAGUGGCACGAAUGCGGUUGAAAACGCUGGCGAAACUGUAGUGAAGACGACCAAAAGCUACUCUGUGACGCUGAUGGAUGCAGAUUUUAUGCCUGGAGAGAAUCUAUAGAGAGAAAAGCGUCUCCUUACAGGUUAGCGAGAAGCCGAGGACUAUCUCAUGAAUACAGCACGCAGAUCCUCUUGUGGAGGGUUUAGAGAGAAUGAAUUGUAGUUCUCUCUAAACCGUACAGCACUCCUGUCGAUAGCGAGUUGCUGGCGAGUGCCUUGCGAUUGGACUCCACUUUCGCGAGUGCACGUCAAGGCCUCUUGCUGCGGUCGAGUUACGGGCGCAAGCUCGAAGAAGCUGUGCGAGCUCAUCAGGCGUUAGCUGACACCGCCACAGAACGAAACUAUUUGGGCAUAACGGAAGCAGUCGCGAAGAAGGGAUCGGCGAAAGCUAGCACAGCUAUUGGUAAAGAAUUUUUUGUCAUAGUUGUUUGAAGAUGUUAAUUGGUGGUUUUCGAUCAUUCCUAGAUAUACUAGGUAUAUGGCUUUGCCCGUAAAACGGCGAAGGUUUAGGUCCAGCGACGCUCAAAGCACCAAAUAAAACAACCGGUUAGUUUUUACCUCUAAGACUUAGGCUUAUCCCAUGCAGCAAAAUACUAGGUACGUGUAAGUGUAUCAUAUUCCCACUCCUCGCUUAGAGCUACUCGAAGAGAUCACUUAUCCCCAUGCACUUAGGGACCAUUCUUUCUGCAAUACACAAGCUGCUCUUUUAGCCGAUGAAUCAAUCGAUCCUAAAAUAAUCUUCACUUGAUCUGCUUGAGGUUCCUCCUUUGGUUCACCAUGGAUUCUGUCUUCUGUGGUGUAGGCCCACAGUGUCUGGUACAGUACUAUGUGUGUUUCACCAUGAUGAUUUUCUUCAAGUUCAAGCUCAACAGAACUGAUUCUGUGUGAGGAGAACUGAAUUUUUCUUCUUUCCCCGGCUGAUCUCGUUUUUGCUCAUGUACUUAAUUGAUCUUUGACAGUUCCGCUUGAUGCUCACAGACUGAUCCUUCGAACGCAUCGCUGAUGACCAGAUCAAAAUAGUGGCUCCUCUUGCAGUGACUUUCUAUCGCUAAACGUACUCUCAAUCGCUUUUCUGCCCUUCAAACUGCUAUGUUGCCUUUCUACUGCUAACCAGUGGUGCAGUGCUUGGUCAUCUUCUAUCGCGUUGCUCACUUUCCCCAUUGCCUCUGCGCUGUCUUCAUUUCAUCUGAUGGCACCAUGGAUAGAAUGCCUGAGGGUUGCUUCUCUCAAGGCGAUGCUGUUGUAACGCGACACACCGAGGGUUUCUCAAUGGUGCUUGUCGUCGCAGCGCUAUCCCAAAUGAAAGUGCGCGAGGUUGAGUUUCUGGCUCCCUCGCACACGCUGUUUCAUAUUCCUUGUCGCAGUGGGACUACAAUAACCUGUAGAAGGUCGCUUUGUGGCCAAACCACUGGGUCAAACCAUGGAACAGAUACUAAAGUCUAAAUCUUCUUUUUAGCAGAUUAAUUCCUCGUAGAGCUUUGAGUUGUUAGUAUUCGACGUUACUUGACGUUGACCUUGACGUUCAGUCUCGGAGCAGCACCGUUGGUUUGACGCGACCACGGCGUUAGAUGGCGUUUGGCUCGAUAAUCGCUCUUCGGGUGAAGAGCGUAGAAAUGCCUACACUGCGGUUGGGGAGAUAUUGAGCGCAUAUGAAGCGUUGAGUUUGCGCGACACAUCCGCAUUUGACGAGUUGGUGCUUCAUGGUUGGGGAGUGUUUUGGUUCUCACGCAUUCGUUAUGGCUUCUUGCUUACUCUUGAAAUUCAUCAGCUCAUCGAGCUUUAGAAGGAUUGACACAUCUUGGACUUGGAGCGUAGUUCUUUUGAACGGAAAAGCACUACUGCAAGAACAGUCCGAGACGCUUUCCAAGACGUGAAUUGUUGAGGUAAGUACUGAAGUAGAAGCUCUAAAUUCAACACAUGGCACCUUACUUUGAAGAGAAGUAUGACGCGCUGGCUUGUUCUCCGGGCACGCUCGUUGGUGGUGGAGCGGAACUUCUAAAGCAAAAGAACACAAAGGACCCAGAGGUGCCAGAAUCUAGUCGAGCAGUUGACGAAAGCGCAACGAAGUCCAGUAAAGUAGGAAUAGAAGCGUCCUCAAUCCCUGAUCCAGAGUGGCGAAAUUUCGUUUUUAGAGCAGGCGGUAAGGAUCCGGUUGCCGGGAUCUUUGGGAUCGUUCAGUUUUGCGCAGCAAACGACUUCCUGGUGCCGUUGGAGGUAUCCACAGCAGUUCUUGCUGGUAUGGUUUUAAGGCCCCACAGUAUGUGGUAAGGGUAAAUGUGAUUCGGAUUAUUGCACAUCUUGGAAUUAGUAGCACAUGAGGAAGACUAGGCAGGUCUUUUCACCUUCAAGUGAGGUCUUUUCUCUACGUUCAUGCUGGUUUUUUGAACUUCAAGUAGCUCGGAGCUACUAGCUCUAAUGCCAGGCGGUUUUUGCCCAGAAGCUUGGGUUACUGUUUUUCUCGCGUUCAUCGAGACUGCGGCUCAUGCCGCUUUGGAUUCACAGCUGAUGAACGCAGUGCUGGACAUGCGGGAGUGGCUUCCGGCACAUUUAGUAACGGAAGUCCUAGACGCGGGAACGAUUCUUAGUGCUGUUCCAGCAGGAACUGAAAGAACCUCUGCGGAGAGCGUGUUUGCUUACGCUUCCAGUGUUUUUCGCAUGAACUACGCGUUUCCGAUGAUCCCACGACGAAACGAGACUUUGGACUGGAGGCAAGAUAUCCUCCAGCUUAGACCGGAAGACAUGAGAAAACGUUACCGAAAUCCAUUGGUGACGAAGUCUAUCUUUUCGGCUGGGGAUGAUGAAGGGAGCGGUAUGGCGAGGGAUGGUGAAGAGGACGGAAACCACGAUCAGCAUUCUUCAACUACACCACCCAAAGCUGGGAUGGAGGUUGUCGAGACUGACACGCACCUGCAAGCACGACCUGUUGGAGAUUUAUGGCAGGGAAAACUUGGAGGAAUUCGUCUUUUCUAAUGUUAGCAAGGCACCAUGGUGGUUCGUUGGAGAUUGUUACUCAAACAACUUGAACUUUAAUAGUGGUGUGUGCUUAUGCAUCAUUUUAGCAUAUAUAUUCAUAGAUACCGAGUUGAGUCUUCUAAUACACUCAGCUUAUCGACGAUGGGUUGAAUUCGACUUACCACGGCUUCUGGAGAUAUUUGGUGAACAGUUUGCCGCUUUUUCAGCCUCCAACCUCUUGCAUACGCGCUGGCCGGUUCUCGUUUAUCUAGAGCGUGUUUUUGGGCUCUUAGCAGAGCAACGGGUUCGUCUCGUAGAAGGACGUCCACGGAUUAAGGCUACAUGAAAUCGUGAUGCUAAUUUUGAGAGAAAAGGCGACGCUUGUUCCUAGCAUUCCCUUGUAUUUUUUCGAUGAAGAGCCAAUAUCAGCACUUCAUCCACGAACAAUAGCACACAUCAUAGUACGUUGCUUCUAAUGAAGAUGGCGGAGAUCGUCUUAGCGGCGAAAAUCAUCAUGGAGAUGCGAAGGCCAAGGCGCGUCGUGGUGACACUGGAGCUCGUGGGGACUCUCUGAUGUCGCAAGACGCACGUAGGAAAGCGCUACGAGAGCGGGCACGGCAGGCGCGAGAAGAAAACGAAAAGCUCCUGCAGCGAGAGCGCUCAGAUCUUUGAGCACAUAUUGGGCUUUCAUUUGUUACAAAAAACGAAAGUUUGAGAUUUUGGUUCCUGAAACAGAUCGAUGUGAAUGUCUUUGCAAAAGGCGCACCAGACGCAAUGAGAAAACAACAACCUCAGAUGUAAGACUCGUCAGCUAUACGACCUGCGCGUCGUCGCCGA